AUGACUACUCCCAAUGUGCUUACCUUUGAUGCUGAGGGUCGAGCUGUCGACUUUGAGGUCUGGGUCGAUGAUCUGCAGCUUUUCCUGCAGUCCGAUCGCAAAGACGGUCUCUCACUGUUCGAUCUCACGUCUGGCGUCUCUACUGCCCCUGCUGCCAAUGCUGACAGUACUGUUCGCUCACAGUGGACCACACGAGAUGCUGCUGCCCGUCUUGCUAUGCGUAGUCACCUGCCGUCCUCUGAGCACGCGCACUUUAGUCAGUACAAGAGUGCUGAGACCUUGUACGACGUUGUAGUAGCACGCUACUCCUCCCCUGCCACUGCUGCCCUUAGUUGCCUCAUGCUGCCGUACCUGUUCCCUGACCUCGCCGCCUUUGCCACAGUUGCUGACCUCAUUACGCAUCUCCGCACUAGUGACACCCGCUACCGCACUGCGCUUCCUGCUGAGGACCACUUCCUCUCUAUUUGCCCCACCAAACUCAUCGUUGACCUCAUCGAGGAGCGCCUCCUGGCCGCUGAGAAGAGUAUAGUCGCUGUAGGAGCCUCUCGUGGUGACUCUCGUGCCCCCUUCUUUGAGGGGUGCUCUCCCUCCCGCCUUUUGCCCUCUGUUGCCUCUGCUGCUGCUGUCAACCUCGUUGGCACCGAGUCGCGCCAGCAGCAGCAGCGUGCUCGUGAGACCCCGCCCCCCCAGCAGCGCGCUCGUGAGACCCCGCCCCCCCAGCAGCUUCAUGAGUGGUACGCUGCGCGUCAGCGGGGUGGGGGUGCUGGUCCAUGUGCCUACGUCCUGCGUACCGGCGACCGCACUGCUGCUGCUCUAGGUGCUGGUGAGGCUGCUGCUCUACGUGCUAGUGCGUUUGCUGCUCCAGGUGCUGGUGAGUCUGCUGCCCCAGGUGCUGGUGAGUCUGCUCUCUCAAUAACCACGUCGGCUUAG
Molecule: messenger RNA, 930 nt
Organism: Closterium sp. NIES-65
Lineage: Eukaryota; Viridiplantae; Streptophyta; Zygnematophyceae; Desmidiales; Closteriaceae
Source: the annotation of a GenBank genome assembly